ACAGAGAUCUCAAGUGUUUGGAAGGUAGACCUGGAGUGAGGCUGCAGGCCCAGGCGGCUCAGCUGCAGAGAUUUCCAGCUGAGGAGAAAGUGUAUGCAUGCGGUCAAGUUGAGAAGCCAGUCAGCAGUGGUUCCUCAGUUUCACCACUUCACAGAAUUGCUCCUAGUGUGGAAAACACUUUGUCACCUGCACAACACAGGAGAACACACACUCGAGAAAAAUCUUACAGCUGUAAUGACUGUGGGAAGGCUUUUAGCAAAAGCUCAAACCUCAGGAAUCACAGGAGAAUUCAUUCUGGACAGAAACCUUACAGAUGUAGUGAGUGUGGCAAAGCCUUUAACCACCAGUCACACCUCACAACACAUCAGAGAGUGCAUACAGGAGAGAAACCUUACAAAUGUCGAGUGUGGCAAAGCCUGUGCUGAGCGUUCAAGCUUAACAGACAUAAGAGAAUCCAUACCAGAUAGAAAUCGUACAGAUGUCUUAAGUAUGGCAAAGCCUUUACAGUGCGCUCAUAUCUUACUCAACAUGAGACAGUCCAUACUAGAAAGGAACCACACAGAUGUAAUGAGUGUGGCAAGCAUUUUACACAGCAUUCAAAUCUUAUGGCACACCAGAGGAUUCAUACAGGAGAAAAACCUUAUUUUAAAUGUAAUAAAUGUGAUAAGGCUUUUAUCGAACAGUCACAACUUUGAGGUCAUGAGAGAACUCACACUGGAGAGAAACUUUACAAAUGGGAUGAGUGUGGCAAAGCCCUUACAAGACAUUCAUAUCUUACUCAACAUAAAACAAUCCACACUGGAGAAAAACCUUACCAAUGUAAUACGUGUUGCAAAUCUACUCAAUUUGCAAGCCUCACCAGGCAUCUCAAAAUACAUACUGAAAACAACAUAAGCCUCACAUAAGUGGCAAUGCUUUGGUCCAAAGCUCAAGGUUUAGGGGUCACCAGAGAUUUUAUAAGAAACAAACUUUAAGAAUAAAGCGAUUCAGACAAAAUUUGUGCAUGUAUUCAAGCCUUACUUAACAUAUGGGAGUCUAUCAGGGAGAAAGAAGACAUACAGAUGGCCAGCAGACACAUGAAAAGAUGCUCACCCUCACAGAUCAUCAGGGAAGGGUAAAUCAAAAGCUCAAUGAGGGGGCUUCCCUGGUGGCGCAGUGGUUAAAAAUCCGCCUGCCAAUGCAGGGGACACAGGUAUCCGAAUAGAAGAAGAAGAAUUUUUUUCUGUUUACAACCUACAUGAUCUAACGUGUAGAAAAAACUGAAGAUUCCACACACACAAAAUCCUGCUGGAACUAAUGAAUGAAUUCAGAAAAAUUAGAAAAAUAAAAUAUGUAGGGUAUAACCUUAUCCAAGGAGGAAAACAUUUUUACAAUAUAACCUAAAAACACUGCUGAAAAAUCUUAGAAAAGAUACCAAUAACUGCAAAUAUAUCCCAAGUUCAUGGAUUGGUAGGCAAUAUUGUCAAGAUGUCCAUACUACCCAAAGUGAUCAACAGAUUCAACACAAUUCUUAGCAAAAUCCCAACAGCGUUUCUUGAAGAAAUAGAUAAAUCCAUCCUAAGAUUCAUAUGCAGUCUAAAGACCCUCAUUGCAAAAACAAGUUUGAAAAUAACAAAGUUGGAGGUCACACAAUUAUUUCAAAAUUAUCACAAAGCUAAACUAAUCAAAGUGGCAGAGUACUGGCAUGAAGACAGACCCGUGGAACAGAAUAAAGACGUCAGAAAUAAACUCUUGUGUAUAUGGUCAAAUGAUGUUCCACAGGGUGUCAGUACCACUCAGUGGGGGAAGGUCAGUCUACUGAACUGUGCUGAGAGGAGGUCAAGAUGGUGGAGUAGAAGGAUGUGGAGCUCAUCUUCUCCCACAAAUACAUCAAAAAUACAUCUCCACGUGGAACAAUACUCACAGAAUACUUACUGAAAACUGGCAGGAGAUCUCAUACAAUGAAAACUGCCAGAAAGAUCCCCACUUAACCGGUUAGGACAAAAGGGGGAAGAAAGGAGUCGGGAUGGGAACCGCACCCCUGGGAGGGAGCUGUGAAGGAAGAAAGGUUCCCACACCCCGGGAAACUCCUCGACUGGCUGAGAGGUCCACCAGGACAGGGAGGGGAGCGUUUGACACUAGAGAGGAGAGUGCAGGAGCUGGCUUGUGGCCAGGUAGGGUAGGGAGAGAGCAGCACAGCCAGUCCUUGCCAUGCUGCUGUAUUUCCCAGCCCAAGAUGUGUGCCUCCUGGUGUGCGCAGCAACUGGGUGCUGAAACUCAGGCCUCGGGGACACACUCGGGGAGAGGAUUCAGUUUUGCUGUGCAGAGACGGCCCAAAGGUACUGGAGUGUGGUCUGGGCCACAGGUGGGGUUGUGUGCAGGACCGAGUGCAGGUUUGCAAAAGGAGCCCACUAUCAAUGCACAAAGGCAGGGGCGUGGGUCUGUUAAAGGAGCCUCAUUGUCAGGGUGCUCAGAGGGGCACAGCUCUGGCCGUCGCAGGCUUUGGGAGUGUGUGUGGGUGGCAGGUUUGGGGAGCGCACACGUGUCUCUGGAGGGGCGUCUGACCCGAUUAUUGGCAUUCUGACAGCAGGGUUGAGUUGGGGAAUGGCACCAGCUGCAGCGGACUUUGUGGGCUAACACACGUGGAGUUGGGGCUGAAUCUGAACCUAUUACCAGUGCUCCUGCAGUGGAGGUGGGUCUGAGGGCAGCACCAGCAACCGUGGACUUUGUUGGCACACACACCAGGUAGCAGGUGGUGUCACAGUCACACAUCCCAGUGGAAAGCUACUGAGGAGGAAUACAUCAUAGCUCCUUUCCCAGCAGGGUGAUCCAAUCCUGCCUACCUCACGUCACAGCUUAGAAUUGGAUCUGGGGGCUUCUACCCCAACCAGUACUUCAACUACAGGGCUGUUACAACCACCAAGCAAAGAAGAGGCCCUGCCAAACAUCCACUGCAGGCUCCGGUCACCACAACAACAAACAUACCACCUAUCAAGAGGACAAUGGCCAGCACACCCUGACGAAAGACGUGGCAAGCGUCCAUACCAAAAUAGCCCUUGCACCAAAAAUUCUGGACUCACACACAGUGUAUUCAGGGAUGCUCCCGCAUAAAAGCAGCCCUUCAUCAGUAGAUAACUGUUGCUCCUAAAUUCAUAGAGAAAUAUAAAUAAAAUGAAAAAGCAGAGGAAUACUUCCAAUUGAACAAGAUAAAUCUCCUGAAACAACAAAAAAUUAAACAGACCUCUUCAGUCUAUAAGCCCCAAGUUCACAAAGGAGGUAAUAAAAAUGCUGAAGGUAUUAAGAAAGACUAUCAAUAGAAAUGCAGAUCACUGUAGCAAGGAAAUAGAAAACAUAAAGCGGAGCCAAACAAAACUAGAAAACUCAAUUGCCAAGAUAAAAGCCGAACUAAAGGUAAUGAAUAAGGAGACUAAAUAAGGCAGAAGAACAAAUAAGUGAUCUGCAAGACAGAGUAACAAAUCACACAAUGAGAAGAGCUGAGAGAUCUACACCAAGACAUUAAAAUGGCAAAAGUUAAAGAGAGGAUUCUAAAGGCAGCAAGAGAAAAACAAAGUCAGUUACAAGGGAACCCCCAUAAGGCUAUCAGCUGACUUCUCUACAGAAACUCUUGCAGACCAGAAGGUAGUGGCAAGAUAUAUUCAAAGUCCUGAAAAGGACAAACCUGCAACCUAGAAUACUCUACCCAGCAAGAUUACCAUUUAGAAUAGAAGAAGAGGUAAAGAAUUUUUCAGACAAGCAAAAACUAAAAAAAUACAGCAAUCCUAAACCCACCCUAAAAGAAAUAUUGAAAAGAUCUUCUCUAAAUAGAAAAGAAGCUAGAAUCUAUAGGAAAGGGAAAAAUCACAAUACAAAAGGCAAAUAAAUAUAUAAAGGGAUUGGAAAUCACAUAAAUGAGCCAAUUCAUAGAUUAAAAAAC
Messenger RNA from Physeter macrocephalus (sperm whale), 3913 nucleotides. Its product is annotated as zinc finger protein 781. The record is from RefSeq and is a predicted model, not a curated record. NCBI's taxonomy places the organism in Eukaryota, Metazoa, Chordata, Mammalia, Artiodactyla, Physeteridae.